AUGGCGUGUGCUGCCGGCGACCCCCGCGACCCUCCAGAGAGGCCUCUGAACCAGCCCGCCCUCUUGGGGGAUGACCUGGCCGCCUUCCGCGCCGUCCUCAGCGCGGACCUCCCGGUGACCGCCGCCGUCGACGCGCUCAACCGCUGCAACGGUGACACCGAGCGUGUCAUCAAAUGGCUCCUCGACGAUGCAACUGCCGCCAACAGUGACGGCGGCCUACAUGGGACUCGAGAAAGGGGCGUCAAGGCGGAGUGCGGCAUUGGCGACACCUCCUGCCCCUCGCCGCCUCUGCUUUCGGUGAAGGUUGAAGUAGCCGACGAGGGUGAACUCAAGGUCAGUGUCAAGAGGGAGCCAAUCGAUGCCGAUGCCGAUGAGGUGAAGGUAAAGGUUGAAGCUUGCGGCGAGGCAGAGGUGAAGGUGAAGGUUGAAGCCCCUGGUGGGGUCGAAGUGAAGGUGAAGAGGGAGCCAAUCGAAGCCAAUGGCCACUUCCAAGAGCAAUCUGGUCAUCGGAUCAAGCAGGAGGAGGAAGCCGACGAGGUCGUUGUCAAGGAGGAGCAGGCACGUGAUUCGCCAAUCAAAGGACAACUUUUGUCGCGGCGCCGUGUCAAGGAGGAGAGUGACAACAAUGAAGAUGAGGUGGAGAUCGUGCCCAUCCGCGCGCUGCCACCGCCAGGGGCCAUACCGGUGAGCGAGUGGAGGAUGGUGGUGGCGCCGCCGCCGCCGGAACUGGACGAGUACCCGCCGGACCGCCGCGAGUGGUGCUUCUUCAAGAAGUCGUACGCCACCGGGCUGUCGACUUGCCGCGGGAGGAAGCUGCUGGACACCGGAGAGGUCGUGCACUUCGCAUUCCCGUCGUACGACAGGCUCCACGGCGGCCUCAGGAUGCCGGUCAGGCAGGCUGCUGCUUUGGCGGAGAUCAUGCGCUUCUCGACCAAUCGAUCUGGAGAGGUUCGUUCUUGCAACAACACUCACUCUCACUCUUACACCUGCCUGCGCAGAGUUAGUAUCUCAGCUUUCAUUAUCCGAUUGAUGGUAAUUGCAGAUUGGGAAGCUAUCUCCCAUGUGGGCAAAGUGCCUUGCUCCGCUGGCAAGUUCUUCAAGGAUUAUGGUCCUGUGAAAGAUAGUGUUCCCCAUGAUGGAGCUGAGGCUGAUGCAGGAAGUUUUGCUGUAUGUCAGCUUCUACAUCAUCGCUCGGCCAUGUACCGCUCCUGA
Miscanthus lutarioriparius is the source of this 1212-nucleotide messenger RNA. The record is from the annotation of a GenBank genome assembly. Lineage: Eukaryota; Viridiplantae; Streptophyta; Magnoliopsida; Poales; Poaceae.